Aedes albopictus (Asian tiger mosquito) is the source of this 4029-nucleotide messenger RNA. RefSeq names its product RNA transcription, translation and transport factor protein-like. Gene Ontology annotation, molecular function: RNA binding. Gene Ontology annotation, cellular component: tRNA-splicing ligase complex. Gene Ontology annotation, biological process: tRNA splicing, via endonucleolytic cleavage and ligation. Lineage: Eukaryota; Metazoa; Arthropoda; Insecta; Diptera; Culicidae. The record is from RefSeq and is a predicted model, not a curated record. The coding region runs from base 3151 to 3903 and encodes 250 amino acids. The transcript is spliced from 3 exons.
AAUUGGUAUUAUUUGCUUCGUUGGCAUGUUUACUAUAAGAGCUAGAAGAUAGUAUUUUGGAUAUUGUGCUCAAAUUGAAGUGGCAGUUAAACGUUAGUGUAUUUAUAAUUUCUGAAACAGUCUAUACUUUCGCUUGUGGGUAACAGACCAGCGCACUGUGGUCCAGUGUGCACAAGGAAAGAUGACUUCAGUUUCUCCAAAUUACUUGUUGGGCGAAUAUGGUUUUCUACAAAGUUGUUUUCAAUAAAGGCCUGGAUGGAACACAUAGCGUCCGUUUCGUCGAGACUUACGUUUUUACAGUUUUCCCAUGUUUCGAUACGGUAGGUAAAUGGCAAAAAGCAUGCUUCAAUAGUCCAUUUUACGAGCCGAUUUUAUGAAUGAAAUUUUAACAGGAGCACGUCGUCCCGUGAAAAUCAAUAUGAUCAUCAACAUUGUUAUCACUUCGUAAAAUGGCUUAUAAUUCAUUCCCUCGCUAGCGUGAAACCCAGAGUAUCGCCACAGACAACCAGACGUAUAACUUGGAACAAAUUGCGAUCAAAAUCAUCGUCAUGAAAACACAAUUGCCCAAUGUUAAUUCGACUGUGUCUUGCGAACCGCCAAAUAGGUGGCGAUAGUAGGAAAACGUCAAACCGGAGCAAAACUAUGAGAGCGCUGUGAGCGAGCGAUUUGCGAACUAAAUAUUAUUUGAAUUACCCGCUAAAAAGAGGAAUGAUGGGAAGCAACUAGAGCAAUACAUCUGUUUGUCUGUGGUAUUGCAGUGGAUUCAAUAGUCCAUUUUACGAGCCGAUUCUAUGAAUGAAAUUUUGAAAGGAGGUAGCGUGUAGCGUCCUAACCCGUGAAAAUCAAUAUCAUCAUCAAAAUUGUUGUCACUUCGUAAAAUGGCUCAUAGGAGCGAGUGGUGCAACAUGACCACAUGGGGCAAGAUGACUACUAGACUGGCCCAAACACAAAAAUCUCGAAAAAUUCCACGGGACACCCUCUAGAAUCGUUCCUUUGGAUGAGAAGAACAAUCUAUGAAAAAUUCCCAAUCGGUUGAAAACUGAGCUGGCGCAAAUGAGUUGAAGAUUUGUAUGGGAUGUGCAGUCCAAAUAUAUGGGAAAUUGGAUUACCUCCAGUCUCUCAUACAGCUCGUCAGUUUGGCUCUCAUACAGGCUCGCCGUGUUUGAUUUGGCUCAGAAUUGAAAGAAUAGUAGUUGAUACCCUAAUUAACAACUUUGUAGAAGACCAUAUCAUGCUAAAACCUAAUAUAGUGUGGUUUUGGCGAACGAAAGCAGGAUGAGGACGUCUUCCUCCGUUUACUCUCGGUUGUUAUUUGCAUCACGUGUUGGUCGGCAGAGAUGGUAUGCACCUCAGAGCGCUAAGUGAGAAGAUAAAACAAUACACAUUACACACAGCCUGCAUGAUGAGAAAGAGUGCGUGUAAAGAAUUAUCUUCUGCGUGGUCCGACUGCACGCGCUCGGCAUCGUUGUCGCAUCGCGCACGACGUUGAGCGCAGGAAAACAAGAGAAAGUUCAGUCCAACACACAGCUCACAUUGCAGCGCUGCGUGCGCUACUCUGUACUGCUGAGAGCCUACAACUUGCAGCUCAGACAGCGCAGCGCAGAUGUGUAGCACAUUCCUAGAAAUGAGCGAAGCUCACGCAGAAGAAGUUUGAGCUCUGCGACGUCUCGCGCAGCUCGUGUGGCAAAUUAUUUACACAUUCGCACACUCACGCACAAGUUUUACGGCUGAGCGAUGUGUGUUUGUUGCCGGUCCACAUUUGUAGCAAAACCAGGGGCGUACAAUUUCGUUUCAAUGAUACACUUUCAUGCAACAUUUGAAUGAGUUAUUUCAAGUGUUUCAUACAUUUUUCUAAUGACUCGGUCGUUAAAAAAAACUUUUCCACUCAUCGUAGCACUCGGUAGUCUCCCACCCGGUCGCAUUGCUUGUGCUUCACCCGUCAGAGCAUUAGUGUAUCACUGGUGCGCGCUAGUCUCUCAAUGGUUACGGGCGCCGGUUAAUUGGAUUUAAGUGGUCGAAUUUGUUAUCCUCUUUCAUAAAACAUAAUUAUGAUUCUAUUGGCGUGCACCACUAUUUAAAAAUGUGGUUUAAAUAGUGUUUUUAGUAUGUUGAAGUAUUUCAAUGACUCAUAAAUGAAACGAAAAUCCAAGUGUAUCAUCCCUUGUUUCAUACACACUUGUUUCUGUAGCAGCAACGAACGAGUGUGUUGCUGGGUGAGAGAUGAAGCAUCACAGCAGUCCGUUCGCAUGGGAAACGAUUUGCUACAGUCGUCGUACGUCAUGUUUUCCUUUCGAAAUUGCACGACCCUGAGCAAAACAGAGCGGCGCCAAGAGCGGCGCACAUUUUAUUGAAGAUGUGUACGCAGAGCUGUUUAUCAGUGCAUAGAUACCAUCUCUGUGGUCGGCCGUAGCUUGCGCGCUACAUCAUAGGAAGCUAUACAAUUCUUCAUUGUCUCCAUACUCACCCACGUGCGUGAGCAAUGGAAAUGAAGCACAACAUAGCCGCCUAUGAUGUAGUACCCAAGCUACACGUGCUGCAUGUAACAAACUAAAGUAAACGGGGGAAAAUAUUCUCAUACUGCUUUCUUUGGCUAAAACCGCAAUCGUUUUAUCAUGAUAUGGUCUUCUACAAAGUUGUUCAUUAGGGUAUCAACUUCUAUUCUUUCAAUUCUGAGCCAAAUCGAACUCGCCAAACCGGCGUGUUCUAUGAGAGACUGGAGGUUAUCCAAUUUCCCAUAUAUUAGGACUGAACAUCCCAUACAAACCUUCAACUCAUUUGCGCCAGCUCAGUUUUCAACCGAUUAAGCUGAACCUUUUACAGAUUGUUCUUCUCAUCCAAAGACACGAUACUAGAGGGUGCCCUGUGAAUUUUGAAAUUUUUUUUUCGCGUCAUACAAAUGUGGGCCGGUCUAAUGACUAUACCUCAGGUUCGGAACAAGGAACAACGCCCCUAAAAAACUCUUGUUGAAGUUGUUGCCACCCGUUAUGCACGUUACAAAAGGUGGUUAAGCUUUUGAUGUUUUGUCAAUUUAACGUAACGCUCCGUUUGACAUUUGAGAAGCAUAAACAAAGUUUCCACCAUCAGCUAGCUUGAACAUUUGUCACCCACCCGGUUUAUUCAAUAUUUUCGAAUAUUUCCUAAAAUUUAGCCAUGUUUGAGCGAUACUUGGCCGCUUUGGAGUACCCCGCCCAAGGGGGCAUCAAUAUUGAUGACCCCAAGGAAUUUCGCAACAUUAUCCUCUGGCUGGAGGACCAGAAGAUACGCCACUACACAAUCGAGGAUCGGGCCAAUCUGCGUAAGGUAAACAACGCUGCCGAGUGGGAUCCCGCCUAUGAGCAAUUCAAGCGGGAUUUGAAAUUUCCCACCGAUCUGAAGUCGAAAUCCGAAGAGCUAACAUGGCUGUUCCUGUACGCCAUCAAGCUGGAGUACUCCGAUAACGCCGAUCGGUAUCGUGGGGUGACCGCUGCACGGAAGCUGGAGGAUGAGAAGAGGGCUACGGCCGCACCCGAGAUAAAGUCAACCAAUCCGUUCGACAAUCUUGACUUCCACAGCUCCGAGUUUGAGGAGGGAUCCCGGAAGCUGGCGGAAAAGCUUGGCAUUGCCUACCAUCCGGAUCACCUGGUGUCGUUGAGGGCGGCUGGUCGCGUCAUUUCCACCAUGUUCAACAAAGAGACCCUCAAGGAGCCAAUCAUCACCGGAAAGCCGUUCCCCAUCGAUGCGGGAAUUGGAAUGGGAUUCAACAAGGAACCGGAUCUAGAGCGGGCGGCACGAAUCCUGCGGCUGUUGCAGAUUCAAAGUCUGCGAAAGCUGCAGACCGCCAUCAAUGAGACGAUUGUGUCCGUUCAGAACAUCACAGCUGAUCCGAGGACCGACACCACCCUGGGAAAGGUGGGGAUGAAAUAAAAUCCGGGAAUGUUUCGGAUUGAAGGAAGCGAUCGCUGUCUCUUGUGGAUUGAAUUCCAAUUAAUUUAACUUAAAUUUAUAUAUUUUUUCCAUUUCAAGUGAAUAAAACAUUAGAAUAACAUCCAA